This is a messenger RNA of Colias croceus (clouded yellow), 634 nucleotides long. RefSeq names its product centromere protein X-like (gene MHF2). Gene Ontology annotation, molecular function: protein heterodimerization activity. Bases 148 to 444 code for a protein of 98 amino acids. Lineage: Eukaryota; Metazoa; Arthropoda; Insecta; Lepidoptera; Pieridae. The transcript has 3 exons. Gene Ontology annotation, cellular component: FANCM-MHF complex; Fanconi anaemia nuclear complex. Gene Ontology annotation, biological process: replication fork processing; kinetochore assembly; DNA repair. The record is from RefSeq and is a predicted model, not a curated record.
UAACGCGGCUGUCGUAUUUUGAAAUUCGCCGUUGUUUUAGUAAUAAUUAUCAUUAGUUUAGACAAUAAAAUAAGUAAAUAUCGUAUAAGAAACCUAUUGAAAUCCACUCAUUCACUUGGUAUAAACAGAAUUAACUGUUAUCCAGCUAUGGCUCGUUACAGCAAUGAGAACAAGGAAGAAAAUAUUGAUCCGGCGUCCAUUUCAUCAAAUGUUAAGAAUAAUAUAAAACAAGAAAUUAUUAAAGAGCUUCUUCAUGGAUCAUUCCAAGACAAUAAAACAAAACUCGGUAACGAUGCAUUAACACUUGUAGUUGAAGUGGCGAAGUGUCUCGUUACGGAAACUUGCUUGAGGGCUUCCAGCCAAGCGCUUAAGGAGAGCUGCGACAGAGUCGACAUUGAACACGUUGAAAAGUGUCUACCGCAAUUGAUGUUAGAUUUUCCAUGAGCUUUUUCUUCACAUCUUGACCCGUAGUGUUAAUUUGAAGAUUGGAAUGCUACACACCUGACUACACACUUACACAGUCAGCUAAUGUAAGAUGUGAUUUUGUACCUGUUUUAUUUUUAAAAAUAUAUUUUGUAAUGUAUGGAAUUAUUUUUUUAUGAUAAUAUGAUAAAAAUUAGAUAAUAAGCAAUAA